GGCUGCACGCCGAACGCUCCAACUUUUGCAUUUGGCCUUGCUGGCAGCUGGGCAAACGAAGGUGAGUUGCGGUGGUCACGAGGCCGCCAGCUGUGCCCAGUGCGUUCAGGAGAACGUGGCAAUGGAGGAUGCCCCACUAUUCUGCAAUGGCGAUUGCACCUGGACAGGAACCGCCUGUGCCGAGAAGGCCAUGCAGCCCGCAGACAAGGACGAGUCCAGCGGUGUAUCUUGCGGCUCCCAUCGGGCCGCAGAUUGCAGUCAAUGUCCCCAGGGUCAUGGUGAUGGAUGGUGCCACGGCGAUUGCCUCUGGCUCCACGAGGCCUGUGUUUUGGCCACGCCGGAGCAUCGCGCGGCCGCAGAGAAGGAGCAUCAAAAGCUUCAGUCGAUUCCUCGGCUUCGCAGCUUUCAGCGUUUGGGUGCUGAUUGUCGACCACGGUGGCAACUGGGAUCCCCAGGGGGCAACGGCGUUUUUCCCUGUCAAGAGGGCCAUAGAAAGAUUUUCACGAGCCGUGACAAGCCACGAGCGAGCCUGAUGGCCAACGAUUUGUUUGUCGAACGACAAUGGAAGGCUCUCUUGCAAAAGCUGCGGAGUUUUCCGCUGGAUUGGCGCAACGACGAGGUGAACGCUCGGCGUUUGGACGCCCUUGGGAAGGAGGUACGGCUGUCCGAUCUGUACGCUGCGUGUCCUUCCCUUCGGAAGCGCGUGGCGUCCCAUGGAGGAUUGGGACGGCUCUGGGUGGCCAGCCACCAGUGGGCGGUGGACAGUGAAGCGGCAGAAGUGCAGUUGCCCCGCGCCACGCAGAACAUCGACAUGUCCCAGGAGACCAUGUGGCUUCAGCUGGUGGCAGAUAUGCGCAAAUUUCCACUUUCUUGGAACGCCCAUCUACACAAGGACUUGAGAGGUGCACUUUUGGGGCGUCAACUGCAUUUAGCCCAACGCUUUGCUCGCUCCCCCGGCCUCCGACGCCGAUUGGAUCAGGAGGGUGGGCUGUGCAGUCUAUGUGAGAAAGUUCAUAAAGAUUCCGUUCAAGGGCAAGAAGCAGUGGAGCAGACGAUGCCGUCCCAAAAUUAUAGCCACGUGGCAAUGCCGCGUCACACACCCUACACCGCGGGUUAUGGCACCAUGGGGUCGGCCACGGCUUUGCCCGCCCCAAGCUAUGGACACUUCCAAUCUUCAGGACUGAUUUCAAGUAUCCCUUCAAGUUAUCCAAGCUCCAGCCAAGAGAACUGGGCCCAAUGGACUGAACAUGUGCCCAGCACACGUUUGCAGCAACCCAUUUCAAGGAUGGAGCGCGUGACGAGGUCGCCCCCAGAACCUGGGUUGGUGACAGGCGACCCGUCUGCGAGUUCUAGUUCUAUGCAACAACCACCGGCCCAUGUCCCGGAUUCCCUGAGAUGGUUGGACGGAGAUCCUGAAUGGUGGAGGCUCUAAAUGGAAGAGAAGGAUUCCAAAUGAGGGGCCUGCCUGCGAUUGUAGCGCUGGCUGCCCGUUUCCACAACGUAUGAACCCUGCGGCCGGCUGCCCCUGCUAUCACUGCGGCCGCCCUAAUACCUAAGAAAGUAUGCUACCAAAACGGGCAAGGCCCGGGAAUCAUGAUGGGCUCCUGCAAUUUUGCUUGUUC
Molecule: messenger RNA, 1622 nt
Organism: Cladocopium goreaui
Lineage: Eukaryota; Dinophyceae; Suessiales; Symbiodiniaceae
Source: the annotation of a GenBank genome assembly